GAAGGGGUGUGUGAGAGAGCGGGUACUUUUUAGUGGGAGGUAGAGAGAGGAGGCUGUCAAAAGCAGUCAAGGAUGACCACCGCGCGAGGACGUUGCGUCUUGCGAGGGUCGUACUGAUAGAAAUGCCUCCCCGCGUAAAGAAACUAUCACGAAAAAUUACUCCGCUUGAAAAAAUCUACCUAAAUGUAUGAUGACGUCGAUCAAGGCAGUUGAAAACUCUGGGAUAGGUGUUCUACAACUGCUUAAACUUUUUUCGCUCUAAAUUGACUUUCUGACAAGCCAUGGAUAAACUUGGAUAACUUCGCUCUCAAAAGUUCCCAAGCGCGCCCCUCAACGCUCAGACUGAUUCUUCACCUGCCAAAGCAGCUGCUUGCUUGCAUCGAAAGAGCUCUUCAGCCGUGGUGGAAUAUAUCACAUUAUAGCUCUCUCUCUCGUCUUUUCCUUUGAAGCGCAUUCGCGAUGGCAGCUGCUGUGUGUCUUUUGCUGGCGCUGAUUCUCCCUGGAUUUACCUUUGCGGGUGGAUACGGAUACGGUCAGCUGGUGGACCACGGCCAGGUCCGGACGGUGGCACAGAACGGACAGCGGGCAGCCAGCAGACACAGGAACUGGUGUGCCUACGUGGUGACGAAGACCAUCAGCUGUGUCAUGGAGGAUGGUGUGGAGACCUACGUGAAGCCCGACUACCAGCGCUGCGCUUACGGACAGUGUGGGCCCCGCGUAGUGACUUACCGGACCUACAGGAGGCCAAAGUACAAGGUGGCCUAUCGCAUGGUGACGGAGAUGGAAUGGAAGUGUUGCCACGGAUACUCCGGUGAUGACUGCAGUGACGGACCCACGGGGGGAUCGGACCUCCAGAUCGGGGGAGGGGGCACGCAUCCCUCUCAGACGGGCCACGGCAAUGAGGGGGGGCAGAGAGGGGGAGGAGGAGGAGCAGACAGUGACAAGAUGCGGCAGCUGGAGGAGAAGAUCGAGAGCCUGACCAAGGACCUCUACAACGUGCAGUCCACCCUGCACGGCGUCAACCAGCAGCUCCAUGAGCAGUCCCACAGGCAGGGGGGCCAGAGCGGGGGCCGCAACCCGGCGGACGCAGCCCAACCCCUCAUCAAGGACACCAUCCACAACAUCCAGGCCAAGCUGGACCUCCUGGACAACAUGACCCGCGUGCACGACCGCACCCUCAUCGACAUCAACAACCACCUCGUCAACGGCAACGGCAACGGGAACGGGAACGGCAACGAUGUGGACGCGGACAGCGGGCGCUACCACACCCUGAAGGAGGAGAUCCUGCGGGAGCUGGAGAACCGUGUGGUUCUGUCGUGUUCCGCGUGCCACGCCGGCGUGGACGACCUGCGCAAGCAGCAGCAGGAGGACCGGGAGCGGAUCCGGGCGCUGGAGAAGCUCCUGAGCUCCAUGGACCAGCACCACCGGCAGGAAGUGACCACCCUGCGACAGGAAGUGACGCGCACGCAGGGCUGCUGCGAUUCGCUGGCCGACCUGGAGCGGCGUCUGGACGCAGUGGAGAGGAAGGUGAGCGCCUCGACGGAGAGCUACGACAUCCUCCGCACGCGGCUCGACAAGGAGCUGAAAGGGACCAACGGCAACGGCGGCGGAGGGAGGUCAAAGGUCACGGAGGACAGGCUGAACAGCCGGCUGAGGGACCUGGAGCGCCGCGUCAACGGAACAGUGAAGAAGGCGGAGCAGAAGUGCGCCCAGACGGAGAACAACCUGCGGAACUCCCUGCAGAAGGAGCUGGGGAACACCAGGAACAUCUACAAUGGGCGGCUGGACGACCACCAGUCCAGGAUCGGCAGGGUGGAGGCUGACGUGCGGCACCUUCAGGACACAGUGUACGACCACGGCGGCCGCUUAAAUCACCUGGACAACAUCACGUCCGUCAUGAACACCAAACUGGCGUCGGCCGUCAGCCUGUGCGCGGACUCUUGUGGCCCCCAGGGUCGAGGCCGGCAGACCGAGAACUCGGUAAAGACUCUAGAAUGGAAGGUCAUCUCCAAUGAGAAGGACAUCAAGAAGUUCGACACCCGGCUCAAAGACCUGAGCAUGUCCGGGGACUCGCUCAUGGACCGCGUCCUGGACAUCAGCCGCGACGUGAACCGCAUCAAGACCCUGACGGGGGACAACGGCGAGAACUUCAACAGGAUCGUGACCGUGGUGGAGGACCUGGGCCGCAGCGUGGACGACUGCAGCGUGUGCAGCUCCGUGGACAGGGACCUACAGGGCUUCAAGAACGCCACCGGCAUGGCCUUGAGCAGGUGGGCGGGCGAGGUCACCAGCCUGAGGAACAAGGUCGACAACGACGAGAGCACCUGCUCUCAGGUGUGCUCCAACCUGCAGGAGGAAGUGGGCAACCUGAAAGAGGAUGUGGAGAAGUGCCGGGGCCAGUGCCGCCUGGUCAUGGAUGACCUCAACGCCCGCAAGAGGGACAUGGACGGCCACCACGUCAUCACCGGAACCCUGGGCAAGGACCUGAGGUCCGUCCAGGGGGAGAUCUCCGGGUUCCUGCACACCUUCACCUCCAUCAACGACACGCUGAGAGGACUCGGCCGCACGGUGAACAGGCAUGACGGCACGCUCACGGACCUGGGCAACAGCAAGAACAAGAUCGUCUCGGAGAUCGAGCGGCUGCAGGACGACCUCGACGAACACACGGAGGACAGCAAGGUGCGCUUCAACAAGCUGGACGGCGAGAUCCAGCGCUUCGGCAGCAACCUCGUCGUCGAGAUGGAGGACUGCCGACGCUCCAAGGAAGGCCUGGACAAGCGGGUGACCAAGAUGGAGGACAUGUGCGGGCGUCUGGACGUGGUGUCGGACGGCCUGCAGACCAUCAAGGACGGGCUGAACCGGCACGUGGCCAGCCUGUGGGAGUGUGUGAACGGGCUGAACGCCACGGUGCUCUCCCACGGGGAGGCCAUAGACAGGAACAGCGUGGACCUGGACAACCUCCACGACCUGCUGCACAGCCUCAACGCCUCCGUGCUGCGCAUCCUCGACGACUUCCAGGACUUCACCCAUCAGGACUUUGUUGGGCCUCCUGGACCAGCUGGGCGCCAGGGAGAGAGGGGCCUGCCAGGCCUGCCCGGGCUAAGGGGCCCCGGGGGACGAGAGGGGCCACAGGGCAAAAUAGGCCUACAGGGGCCCAGAGGACCACCAGGCCUGAGAGGUGAGGAAGGUCCCCCUGGUAAGGAUGCCCAUGUGCCCAGGUUGUCCUUCUCCGCUGCCCUGACGCGACCCCAGACUAGCGCUGGCACCAUCAUCUUCAACAAGAUCCUGGUCAACGAAGGCCAAGCAUACAACGACAGAACUGGCAUGUUCACCGCCCCCGUGGACGGCCGCUACUUCUUCAGCGCCAUCCUGACGGGCCACAAGAACGUGAAGGUCGAGGCGGUGCUGUCCAAGUCCAAUCGUGGCAUCGCCCGCGGCGACUCGGCCGGCUACCAGCCCGAGGGCCUGGAGAAGCCCAUGGCGGAGACGCGGGUCUUCCCCGGCUCGCUGGUGGUCUUCAACAUCGUCCUGCCGCUGCAGAGGGGCGACACCGUCUGCAUCGACCUGGUCACGGGCAAACUGGCGCACUCCGUGGAGCCGCUCACCAUCUUCAACGGGGUGCUUCUGUACGAGGACAAGCACAUCUAAAGGGCCCAUUCGUACCCUAAGUGUUACAUCUAAAGGACCCAUUCGUACCCUACGUGUGACACCUAAAGGCCCAUUCGUACCCUACGUGUGACACCUAAAGGCCCAUUCGUACCCUACGUGUGACAUCUAAAGGCCCAUUUGUACCCUACGUGUUACAUCUAAAGGACCCAUUUGUACCCUACGUGUGACACCUAAAGGCCCAUUCGUACCCUACGUGUUACACGCUGUUUCACGGAUACGUGUGGAGUGUUUGUUUCACGCGUUCCAGACACUGAAUUUGUAUGUCUGAGUUUUUUUUUACAUGAAGUCGAGGAGCUUAAUUUAUGUACAGUACGCAAUAGAUUGAAAACUACAAGAACAAUAACAAGACGUGCCACCACAUGUCAAAGAUGAUGGAGGAAGUUCUUGACAGUUAGAAUGUAUGACCACGGUGGCAACAUAUGAGGCUCAAAGACGUUUUUUGGGGGAGGGCCUCAGAUGUCAGGUGGCGCAACGGCAUCUAAUGCCCAUGAAUGAAUUAGUAAUUGGUGGUUGAUAUGCUGCAAUGCAUAUACUUCUUUAGUAGUCCACUAAAAACAAACAAACAAACAAAAAAUCCUUAUAAUAGUGGCACUGGCUGUCGUUGCGCUACUGCUGAAAUGUCACUAACCCAUGACCAGUAAUAUGCACGUAAUGGACCAAACGUAGGGUAUGAAUGGCGCUUUAUCGUGUACGGCCUUCCACAGGGUUCCUCUCUACGAGGAGAGAGAGAGGGGAGAUGUUGCACCACCACCACCACCAGCAUUAACAAGACCACCAGUGUUGACAUCGAAAAACAAAAGAAAAGAGAAAAAAAGAAAGGAAAGGGAGGGGAUAAACUUUAUAGGUGGUGUUGAAAAUGGGGCAGAGCACCAUCUUGGUUGCCAGGGAUAUGCGAAGUUGACAGGACGUAAAUUCCAGCGCAGUGCAUUUGGAGGAGGCCCCCAUAAUAGAAUACAGGUCCAGACUUUGGCAAAAAAAAAGAAAGAAAGAAAAAGAAAAGAAAAGAGGAAUGAAAGUGUUUCUCUUCUGAAGUCAGCGUGAUGAUUUGAGACACAUUUGAAAGAAUGUUAUCUUCUAUAGCCAUGUCCUAUCCAUGGAAAGAUUGUUUUGUUUGUUUGUUUGUUUGAUUUGAUUCGUCCAUUUUUUUUUUUAAAUAAAGGACACUGUCCUGGCCUUUUGAGAAAUGAUACAGCAGCAUGCAGCCUAAUAAUAAUACCACUUAUGAUCUGUCCUCCUGCCUGUCCUCCUGCCUGGGCAUUCAUCACCAAGCACUGCCAACCGCCGGGACGGAGCGUCGAAACGUGGCCUUGAGGCCCGGCCAAACACCCCCCUCCCCCCUCCCUCGCUGCCAGGCCCUCGCUACGGAGCGCGCUCCCUUUGAAGCCGGUACAUGUCAAAGUUCAAAGCAUAUCUGUGGGAAGAGUCAUCUAUGUUUUUUUUUUUUUUUGACAAAACAGGACGGAAAAAGCUCCCCUCCCCCCCUCCCCUUUCCUUCAAAGCACACUAACGGCUUAACUGGACUGCUACAGAGUCAAAAGGAGGAGGAGGAGGUGGUGGAGGAGGAGGAGGAGGAAGAGGAGUAGGAAGAGGGGAGGAGGAUGAUGCCAGUAGCUCUCCAGGUCUCUGCUUGUUUUACCAUCACACCAUUUCCACUUCCUCACACGUUUUCUCUUGCCAGUUUUAGCUGUUGUUUAUUUUUUAUUUUCUCUGUCCUCUCUUACCGUCAAUGUUUGGCCUGCACAUGGACUGCUGAGUGGAUGUCUGUGGAGUGAAAACGACAAACACAAACUAAAAUAAUAGACAUUCUAAGACUCUGAGGGAGGGGUGGGGUAUUGUGUGGGACUUCGGGGGGGUUGGUCUCUGAGAAGAUGCAACUGGGCUUAGAACACACAGACUCACGCAGACAGACAGUUUUUCAAGCAUUCCAAACUGCCGACCAAAACAGCCAAAGGCUACAAGAGCCCGAGCCUCGUUAUGAGUCCAGCUGGGACACGGUCCUUUUAAGGACCCCUUUGUAAAAGUGGAGUUACGUAACCGUGUCAGCCAAGUCCUCCCCUGACAAUUUCAAUUCAUGUGGUCUCAAUCAAACACGUCUCAGCAUCGGCUAAAUAUAAUAUGAGUAUAAUUUAAUAUCACCAUGCAGUAACAGUUCCUGUCUGACCCUGGCCUCCUUGUGUGUUCUUCCAAAUGAGUGACUAUACCUCUCAGAACCAGAAUAACACCCAGUGGUCUUUGGCUGUCUUCACAUGAGGCGGAGAGCACAAAGUUGUGCAAACAAUUAUGGACCAAGACAUGUAACCACAUUAGUCCGUGUAACACACAUAUGUUUGAAGUGGUCUUAUAUGGAAAAACAAAACUAUUUUUAAAGCCAUUUUUACAGCUUUUUUGUACUGUACAACACGCCUUAAUGACAUAUUUUCAUAAUCUUUGUGGAUGCCUAAACCUCAACACACAAUGCAAACACACAAUGCAACUUAUUUUUUGUGUUGUUUUUCUAACGAGAUGCAAGAUCCAAAUAGACUGUAAAUGUUUUUUUUUGUAUAUUUUUUCCAGCAUUUGUUUUCUAUGACUCACCAACACCAAGAAUAUUGCUACAAAAGAAUGUGUUAUGUGUGCUAUAAGAGUGUUUCAAAUAAAGAUAUUUAAUUUUACACUA
This is a messenger RNA of Engraulis encrasicolus (European anchovy), 6325 nucleotides long. It is a transcript of the gene emilin1a, whose product is annotated as elastin microfibril interfacer 1a. The transcript is spliced from 11 exons. Gene Ontology annotation, molecular function: protein binding. The coding region runs from base 460 to 3648 and encodes 1062 amino acids. NCBI's taxonomy places the organism in Eukaryota, Metazoa, Chordata, Actinopteri, Clupeiformes, Engraulidae. The record is from RefSeq and is a predicted model, not a curated record.